GUAGUUUCCUAGAAACACAAGGGCACGCUUUCUCGUCCUCUUUCUCUUAUUAGGCUCUAGAAGCCUCACUCUAUCAACUCACGAGAGUAAAGAUUCACAAAACUAUAUCAACAUGUGCCCUACCAAGCCAAAACACCGCAGUUCCGGCUCUGAAUCUACCGCCUCCAAAUCCAAUUUCAACGCCCCUACCACCACCACCACCUCCGCAUCCACUGCCUGGAUCUCCGAGACACUCGACGGUGGAUCCCUGCGCCGCGUUAACCUCGACGAUGGAACCAACGGCUGGGCCUCGCCUCCAGGUCACCUUUUCUCUCUGCGUGCUAAAAACUAUUUCACUAAACGACAGAAAUCCCCUUCCGGCGAUUACUUACUCUCCCCUGCCGGCAUGGAUUGGCUCAAGUCCACUGCCAAAAUCGAUAACGUACUCGCCCGCCCUGACAACCGUGUGUCCCUGGCUCUCAGAAAGGUUCAGUCCCAAGGGAAAUCACUGAAAUGUUUCGUCUUCGCUGUUAACCUUCAAGUUCCCGGUAAGGACAAUCACAGUGCGGUGUUUUACUUUGUAACAGAGGAUCCUAUCCCUCCCGGUUCUCUAUUGUAUCGGUUCAUCAAUGGAGAUGACUCGUUUAGGAAUCAGCGGUUCAAGAUUGUGAACCGGAUCGUGAAAGGACCUUGGAUCGUGAAGAAAACAGUAGGGAGCUAUAGUGCUUGUUUGCUAGGUAAAGCCUUAACCUGUAAUUAUCAUCGAGGAGCCAAUUAUUUGGAGAUUGAUGUGGAUAUAGGGAGCUCGAAGAUAGCCACCGCUAUUUUGCACCUUGCAUUGGGAUACGUGACAAGCGUUACUGUUGAUAUGGGGUUUGUCGUGGAGGCGCAAGCAGAGGAUGAGUUGCCUGAGAAAUUAAUCGGUGCGGUUAGAGUUUGCCAAAUGGAGAUGUCAUCGGCGACUGUAGUUGAGGCGCCGAACACAACGGUGGCGCGUGGGAUAGGGUUAUCCAAGGUUAAACAUCACGAGUCCGGCGAAGACGACGAUCAAUAAUGCCAACACAUGGUGGUUUUUUUUCCCCUUCCUUUACCCGAUUUUAAUUUUAGUUUAUCUUGUUAACCUCAUCCGUGAGUUGGAAAUUGGAAGGCUCUCUUUACGGGGAUUUAUGAUUGUAGAUAAUAAAAUGGUGACAAUCAACGAUUGGGGAUUUUAA
Messenger RNA from Hevea brasiliensis (rubber tree), 1193 nucleotides. Its product is annotated as protein ENHANCED DISEASE RESISTANCE 2-like. The transcript has a single exon. Lineage: Eukaryota; Viridiplantae; Streptophyta; Magnoliopsida; Malpighiales; Euphorbiaceae. The coding region runs from base 113 to 1033 and encodes 306 amino acids. The record is from RefSeq and is a predicted model, not a curated record.